Phalacrocorax carbo (great cormorant) is the source of this 8004-nucleotide messenger RNA. The record is from RefSeq and is a predicted model, not a curated record. NCBI's taxonomy places the organism in Eukaryota, Metazoa, Chordata, Aves, Suliformes, Phalacrocoracidae.
GCGGGGCCAUCCUUCUGCUACUGGAUUUUUCCAGCCAGAGCAUCUUGCCGGCUCUGCUGUAAUUUAUGGAAAUUGUUUUCUGACGUGGGGCUUUUUCUGUCACGACAGGGACCCACCAACUGGAGGAGGCAGAGCUGCAGUCAGGGCAGGAGAAGGGAGGGAGAGGAAGAGGUGGGGAGCAGAGGAACGCUGGGGGAGUAGAGAUGACAGAAGGAGAAAAAGGCACAGUGACACUUCAGACAUGGGUGAGUUAUAACUAAGACAGCAGGAAGAAAGGCAGAGAAAGGGAGAGAAGGAGAGCUGAGGGGAAGGGAAAGGAGCUCAGAGACUGUCACCCUCAAGAGGGCAAACACCAGGAGACAAGUGCAGGGAACAGCCCAGCAUACCAAGGAGGACUUGUUCUGUCUGAAUCUUCACCAUGAGCACGAGAAAGAGCUGCCCCCUGCCCCUGGGGCAAGGAGACCAGGAGGAAAAGCGGAGUGAGGGUACUCCUGACCUGGAGCCACAGGAGUGUGAGGUGGAGCUGAGGAACAAAGCUAUUAUGCAACAGAAGAGGCGCCUUAAACAAGCAACCCAGUUUGUGCACAAGGACUCUGCUGACCUGCUGCCUCUGGAUGGCUUGACAAGGCUUGGCACCUCCAAGGAUCUGCAGCCACAUAGUGUGGUCCAGCGGCGCCUCUUGGAAGGCAAUCUGAACAAGCUGCGGGGCGAGACCAGGGUUCAGUCUGCAUGGGUUCAAUCUCCGCUGGCAAAAGACCAGGAUGAAAAUAUGGAAGAGUACAGGAGAAAAGAGACUUCACCCCUGCUAAUACAGUGCCAGUGCCAAGGUCAGGUAUUGAAAGCGACCAUUAACACUGGGUGUCUACAAAAUCUCAUCUCCAAGAGCUGUUUAAACCAGCUGGGGCUGGAAGAAGUGUCUGCCAUGGACUGUGGAGAUCUCUCUCUUCCCAUCCCCAGCGUUGUUGGCCGAGUAGAACAUAUGGAGUUGCAAUUUGGCCAGGAGACAGUGCUGUGCUCAGCACUGGUUGUAGAUGAUGAAAUGCUGGAUUUUUGCAUUGGUCUUCAGACUCUGUUGUCUCUCAAGUGUUGCAUUGACUUGGAGGAAGGAGUCUUGAGAUUUAAAGCACUGAGUCAAGAGCUGCCUUUUCUACAUGCCUCUGAAGAGCCUGGCCAGUGACUGGCUGCAUUCCCCAACUCUGGGGCUGAGGAGACUUGUUGCCAUGAGAGAGAGAUGAGGGUGAGGCUCACAUGCCCCUAACCUUGCUGAGUUCUAGGCUGAGGCAUUCACUGGGGAGUGAGAUAAAGGCAAAUGGGUGCUGGAAGCUGUUGUUGCUGGGAGUGCCUCACCUUGAGAGCUAUCCCUCCUUUCAGUGGACCCUCUUGCUUGUCCCCCUGUGCCGAAUGGGCAUUUUGUUCUUGUUUUUCUAUCUGUCUGAGUCACUCCAAUUUCUGCUUCUGUACUAAAUUCACUCUAUCCUUUUAAUGACUUAUUUUUACGAUACUCUCUGUUCAUGAGACAAGACAGUCUCUCUGACAAUCUCCAGUUGUUCUGUGGACAGGAGGACAGCACUUUCUCCAAAAGCCUCCAAAGAUUGCCAUGAAUGUUUCCCUUCUCUGCCUCAAUGUAAGCUGACUCCACUCCCUUUCCUUUGUGGGACAGGCUCUGUGGUGAGUCACCUCACCUAUACUCUGGGAAGUUGGAUUUUGUCACUUUUUGCUGGCUCAGAGAAGAAAAGUAUUUUCUUGGAAAAACCUUGCAGCAAGAACACUUCUAGACUUCGUAAUUCUAAUAAACAUUUGCAGAAAUGCUGAGCGUAGAUGCCUAGAGUAUAGCGGACACUCACAGGGGCUUGGGCUUUGCCACUGCAUCCUUGUCCACUAAACUAUAUUAUAUGAAUGGCAAUGCUUAUCAUCUCUUGGCAUUAUACGCAGUAACCAGACUUGCACACCCUGUUCUUCUGACCAGGCCUCUCCUCUCUGCACUCCAGCUGCUAGAGCUACCUUCCUAUCACCUCUGCUGCAUCAUGAGAGAUCCUGCCACUCAGUUUAAAUGCUGUAAUGAAUUACAGCACCCAGAGUCUUCUGCUCUGCCAGCUGCUUUCUUUCAACUUGAAAUCUAGUGGUUGGACACAGAUACAUCAUCAGCCUCAAAUCCCAGCAUCUCACAGCCCAACUUUGCUACUCUGCAUGAAACAAGAACUAGACUUCCUUCCAGUAUCAGCUCAGGUCAGAGAACUGUGAAGUCAUCUGGGAUGUCCAGGGUGAUGAUUAAGGCACUUAAUUGUUGGGGGUUUAAAUUUUUUUUUUUUUAAAUUAUUUUUUAACAGAGCAUAGCUGUAUGAUAAAUACAUAGUCUAUUCUUUACUAGCUCUGGGAAAGAUGCACCAGAUCAGGGCUUGUUCCAUGCCUCAUGACUAUUGAUUCACUAUCCAAACUCUGCACAAAGUCCCUUUGUCCACCCUUGGAAUGUCAUGACAUACCCAUUUUGCCUAUCUUCCUGGAUUAAACACCACUGGCUCUCUUCCUUUUUUUAUCAAACCACUCAUUGUUUCUGUUUUUCUUCUCAAAGAACUUGUGUAUGCAUUUUUUGCUUUUUUCUGUCAGUUCUUUCCUAAAUCAGAGGCUGUAUUCUGUGUAUUCUGUGGUUUAACACAUGCUAAGGACAGCAGAGUGUACAACCUGGCUGAUACGAUUUGUGAUGCACUUACCAGUGUUAGUUGGUGUGACUGCCAUUUGCUCCUCCUAUAGUCUCAUCAGGCUAGAGACUUUUAUUGUUAGUCAUAUCCAGCAGUUUCUGAUCUGUUCCUUGGCUUCUUUGCCAUUCUUCUUGUGCAUCUGAUUAUUUCUGGCUACAUGAACUGCUUUCCAUGAAUCUCCUGAAUGCCACCAACAGUCCUCUCAUUUAGGUCAGGACCCAUGUCUACUUGAUGACCCUGUCUUCCAAAGUACCAGUAAUUCCUCCUGGAUUUGUAUCACUUGCAUAUCUGACUGGGUUCUCAAACCCAGGGGUCUUUAAUGACAGUUCAGAUUUAUACUAAAUCUGGGUGCACUCUGCUGAAAAAACCUUGUUAGCAACAGAUGAAACACCUGUUCCUAUGUGCAGCAACUUGCUUAGCUUCCAAAUGUCGUUGCCCUCUAAAAAUGGCAUGUGGAACAUCAGCAAAUAAUAUGCUAAACCUGACAGAUACCAUGGCUAUUACCUCUCUUAUUAUUCAUCCACUUUUAUAACCUAUUAAAAAAACAAACAGAACCCUAAACUCAAACCCUCAACAUUAAAGCUAACUCUAGCCAUAACCCAAACCCUAAACCCUAACCCUAGAUGCGACCAUAAAUCUAACUCCUUAAAGUAACCCUAACCCAAAAUCCUAAACUUAACCCCAAAAAAUCCCUAACCCUAGCCCCCAACCCUAACCUCUAACCCCUAACACAAACUCUAUCCUUAAACCUAACCCUGACCCUAACCCCUAGUCCUAACCCCUAACCCUGAAAGUUAACAUAAUCACCUAAUUUUAACCCCCUAACCCCCAAACUCUAACCUUGUAGGCAUAACCCUAAACUCAAAUCCUAAACCUAAGGAUAACUCUAAAUCCUAACCCUAAACCCAAGCACUAACCUUAACCAUAACCCUAACCCCAUACCUAAAAUAAACAUCUAACCCUGCCCCUAAGCCUAACCUGUAAACACUAACCCUAACACCUAGCCCUAAACGCUAACCCUAAACACUUACUCUGAUGCUAAAUUUUAACCCCUAACCAUAACCGUUAAGCCUAACACUAACCCCCUUAAUCUUAACCCUAAACCUACUCCCCUAGCCCUAACCCCAAACCCCCUAAUCAUAACCCUAUCUCAAACCCUUAAACCUAAACCUAUCCCCUAACCCCUAAUCAUAUCCCUCACCCCUAACCCUUGAUGUAACCCAUAAACCUAAGCCCUAACCCCAACCCUAAACCCAAACAUAAAAACUAACAAACCUAACCGUAACACUAAACAUUAAUGUUAAUCCUGAACCCUAGCACUGGCCAUAACCACAAAUCCUAACCCCUGGCCUAACCGAACUCUAAAUCUAACCACCUAACUCUAAGCCACUUAUUCUAACCCACUAAACCUAAUUCCAAAAGUGAACCCUAAUCCUAAACCUAAUGCUAAAUCUAAUUCCUAAUACUAAACCCUAACAUUAACCCCUAAACUGAACAUUAACCCUACCCCUAACUAUAACCCUAUCCCCUAAGCCAAAAGCCUAACCCUAAGCUGCUAAAUCUAAGACCCUAACCCUAACCUCAAAACUAACCCUAGUCCUAAAACUAACACUAAUUCCUAACCCUGACAUUAUCCCUAACCCCUAAUCCUAACCCUACCUCUAAAUCCUUACCCCAACAGCCCUAACCCUAAACCUUACGCUAUCCCAUACCCAACCCUCUCUCUUACCCCUAACCCUAACAUUCCAGAGUCUCUGUCGGCCUUUUUAGGUGCCACAAGGGGCCCUACUUCCCUCCAGAGUACCCCAGGGCUUUUGCUGGCCUUUGCUGCCUUCCAGAGUGUCUGACAGCUUUUGCCAGGCUUUUCUGGUGCCUACAAGUGGCUGCCAAGGGAAAGCGAGGGCUACUAACAGCUUUCAGUCCUGGCCAUUUCUGUGUGGGACCCCUAGGUGGUGGGUGUGCAUUUUGGAGCUGAGCUCUGGUGAGGGUGUAGGUGAGGGUUACAUGGUAGAGCAAGCGCAGAGCCCCAGCAUUGGUGGGGCUGUAAAGAGUCUGCCAAGGGAGGAGGAGGACCACCAACAGCUUUCAGUCCUAGCCACUUCUGUGUGACAGCCAUGCCUGGAGGAUGUCCAUUUUAGAGCUGGACUCUGGCUACGGUGAGGGUGUAGGUGAGUAGGCAGUCUUCCCAAACUCAGACUGAAGCCAACAGGAUUCUUUCCAAUGAUUUAAAGGGUGCUGGAUGGGAUCCUACAGAAAAUUGGCACAACUUUGAACUGACAUUUCUAUUUUAACUAGUGCCUGCCAUUUACAGCCCUGCAGAUAAUUGUGCACUAGCUGCUGUUAGAACGCACCAGGUGCUGUUCUUACAUGUCAGUCUUAGAAUAACUGCUUUUGCCCGACUUCAGAACAUCCUCCAGUCCUGAAGCCUUUCUGUGAUUCACAUGCCUCAUUUCUCAAAUCACCAAUAGUUCAGGUUCCUGUGCAAAUUAAUAUGCUACAGAAGGUGAAAAUCACCAGCUCAAUCUGUCCUUCUCUGCAUAAUGAAUCUUUCUUUGCACGCUCCUUACAUUCCCCCAAGCAAAUAAUUCAUUCUUCCACACUGGUAAGUGACAAAUUGGCUUCUUCCAAAAGGAAUUCUUGCCUUCUUAGAUAAUCCUUUUAACACUCCCCUGUACCCUGGUUGCUAAUACUCUCUCACAUUGUGCCACUAUCUUGACAGCCUUUCCUCUUUGUUCAUGUAGACUGAGCCACUUGUCAGCCACAGAGAGGAUGUUUCCAAGCAAGCGCUAUAUUACUGUGUGAGAGCUCUUCUUUUCAGCUGUGAAAUUAGCUCCAGAGCAGAAGACACAAUUUUCACCUUCCUCCUGUCCAUGUCAGUUGAACAUGUAGGUCCACACAGCAAAGGUCUCUUCCACCCAGACACUGAGGAAGCUGUUGCCAGCAGUUAUCCUGGUAUGUCCCCAUCAAGCUUUGCUGCAGGCAGAGCUUAUAGGAGAAAACAUUUGCAGAUUAAAUGAGAACUGCAGGUCAUAACACCAUGGUUGACAACUCACUUCAACUCCUUCCCUAAAUCACAGUCAUACAUACAGUGUUAGUACCUGGUUUCCCCUUCAUCAAACCCAACUCCCGGUGGACUUCCAUCUCCCAAAGUUGCCUGGCAUUAAAUGACAUGCUGUUACUGACCCUAACACAUGUAUUCUGAAUUCUUGCCCAAACUGGCAUUUUCUCCAAAAACCAGCACUUUUAUGUCAUUACAUGGGAAUCCCAGCUUUCAUUGUGAAAGACAGAAAUAUUAGCUUUAAAAGAUGUGAUUACAAAACAGGACUUGCAACAUCUCAAAGAAGCAAACAACCCUAUCUACUAACAUGGUAAUUUUCAAGUCUUCCUAUGUUAGGGACCCCAGUAAGUAAUUUUUAAAAGGGUUGGCAAAGCUGAAGACUGUCUCAAUUGUAGUUUCUUUUGGAAAAGCCUAUUACACAGAUCUGCUUCCCUACCUGCAAUUCCAGUCUUCUCUAUUGCUUUUGGGGGACACUAGAAAGGAAGGAGUUAUCUAAAGGUCUUUUCCACUGGAUAUCAAAAAAUGCUAAUGCUUUCACAUGGAAAGUAGAAAUUCAGUGAAAACUUCCACAUCAGAGCAUGGCAAAGGCACAUCCUGUAUGUGUCCAACACUCGUGAUGAGGCCCAUCCCUUCAAUACAGACAAUGGAAUGUCGUUAUUUUAGGGAUAAUAUCUCUGAACUGCAUUGGUAGUAGCUCCUACUAGGGCUACUUUCCAGUAGAGCAGACACGGCAGUUGUGAAACAGUCUGCAGGGAAGUGUCUAUCACAGCAAGUCCCUGGAAGAGAGAAGCAAGGGCUACAUGGUAGGUGUAAGAUACAUAUGGCUGAACCUGCCUGCUGAUGGGGAGAUGGACUUCUGAGGCCCCUUCUAAGGCCUGCGUGCAAGAGGUAAACCUGAGAACAUGCACUCUGCCAAAGCCAUAACCAGGAGCUUGGAGUCACUUGGUUUUGAAUGCAAUAGGAGUUCCGGCCAUCCAUAUUCCCAGAGGCCUGCUCUUUCUUUCACUACUAGCUGGUGAGUUAUGGAACUGAAGACUGCUGAGCCACCUACAUGUUUUCAGUCAGUCCUCUUUUCAAGAGACUCCACUGGCAAAUGCCAGGAUAUACCUGAAGAGUUAUACAAAAAUAAGUGCAAUCAGCAAAGAGAUCAUAAAAAUGAGAGCAAGGACAGCCAGCGGGUUUAUUAUGUCUCAGGAAAAUAGAAUAACCCCUUCCCUUUAUUUUCUUGCUAGUAAAUUGUCACAACCAAAGCCAUGAAUCAUUUACCUGCAAAUGCCCUCAGUGUCUGUAAAUGCUGUUAGACUCCUCACAUUCUAUGCGCUGGCACUGGGACAUACAACUGUCUUACAAAUCCUGCCCUGUCAAAAAACUUCCUGGCAUCAGUGGAUAUGCCAAUCUGCUACUGAGUAGGAUGCAGCAAACAACAUUUUCUGCUGUGUGGGAAGAAACAACUUCUAAUUCCAACUCUGUGACUUGUGUUGGCUGGCAAGGACAAACAGGCAAUGAGUUACAAUGAAAGUACAACUCCUCUAUCAGUCCAGAGACAGCCUACAUGGCUCCUUCUCUAAGCAGAUGUAUACUUCACAAAAAAUUGCCAGUGGCAGUAGCCUGAAGCAUUUACUGUAGCCAGUCUACUAACUGUCACUUUGGAGUUUAGGGCAUGAAAAAAAGUCAUCCUUUGACGAAGGAACAGUACAGAAGUUCCAUUUAAUUCUUCUGCAGACAUUUUCCUUUAUGCACAAGGGGUACAGGAGCAAAAUGCAUCUGCAAGUUAUUAUAUGCUGAAAGCAACAUAAAACUGUCAGGGAAAACCUCAAACAUUAAUAUUUUUCCUCUCAAAUGGUUUUAAGAGCUGAAGAGUUUUGGGGAACAGAUGAUCUGUAGCAUCUGUAUCUUCUCACUUCUGCUUUCCACAAUGCAGCACGCCUGGGUUUACACAGCAAUGUUAUCCUCAGGCUAAUAAGAGAAGAGAGCUAGGUUGCACAGGUUGACCUGUCUAACAUUUGCAUGGGUUUUGCCCCAUUUUCUUUUAAUGAUGGUUCUUAUGAAAAUGUCAUAUCUCCCCCAUUAACCCUUUCCUGUUUCUUCUCAACAAUUAGCAGGCCAACAGUGGAUCAAUUUGACCUUUCUUCCUUGGCAAUUAUUUGACCUGUACAGCAAAGGUGGUUGCCAUAAAAGUUUCAGUCAUACAACCAUUUGUAUCCCUCUUGCGCUUGUGUUGCUAAUAAAGGUUUAUAUUUGGCAUGGACA